Messenger RNA from Polyodon spathula (Mississippi paddlefish), 1736 nucleotides. RefSeq names its product aldehyde dehydrogenase, mitochondrial-like. The coding region runs from base 144 to 1718 and encodes 524 amino acids. The record is from RefSeq and is a predicted model, not a curated record. The transcript has 14 exons. Gene Ontology annotation, molecular function: aldehyde dehydrogenase (NAD+) activity. NCBI's taxonomy places the organism in Eukaryota, Metazoa, Chordata, Actinopteri, Acipenseriformes, Polyodontidae.
UAAUGGUUUGCAUCUCAGCCCACAGAAUUGACUAGAAGGCAAGGGCUGGAGGCGAACCACAAACCAUACAGUUCAAAGACAGACGACUUCUAACAUUCAACUAGACCCUAACAAGCUCUCUAGUGUGGAGUCGAUUACAGUGGAUGAUGUUGCGCUCCGUGCUCGCCAGUAAACUUCCACCGAUCUCUCGGCCCUCGCUCCGGGUUCUAGCGAGCCAGUACUCGGCUGCAGCGUCUGCAAUACCUGCGCCCAACACUCGGCCUGAAAUUCACUUCAACAAGAUCUUCAUCAACAACGAGUGGCACCAUGCAGUGAGCAAGAAAACCUUCCCUACCAUCAACCCCUCCACGGCAGAGGUGAUCUGCCAGGUGGCAGAGGGAGACAAGGCGGAUGUAGAUAAAGCAGUGAAGGCUGCAAAGGAGGCCUUUAGACUGGGAUCGCCAUGGAGACGGAUGGACUCCUCCCACCGAGGACUCCUGUUGAACCGAUUGGCUGACCUGAUUGAAAGAGAUUCCGCCUACCUGGCAGCUCUCGAGACCCUGGACAAUGGCAAGCCGUAUACAUUGUCGUACAGUGUCGACCUGUCCUUAGUGGUGAAGUGCUUACGGUACUACGCUGGCUGGGCUGACAAGAAUCAUGGAAAGACCAUUCCCAUCGACGGAGAGUAUUUUUGCUACACCCGUCACGAGCCAGUGGGUGUGUGCGGCCAGAUCAUUCCAUGGAACUUCCCGUUAUUUAUGCAGGCGAGUAAGCUUGGGCCGGCUCUGGCCACAGGCAACACCGUGGUGAUGAAGGUAGCUGAACAGACGCCUCUGACCGCUCUGUACGUGGCCAGCCUCAUCAAAGAGGCAGGGUUCCCUGAGGGGGUUGUGAACAUUAUUCCGGGGUAUGGCCACACAGCUGGCGCUGCCAUUUCCUCCCACAUGGACAUCGACAAGGUGGCCUUCACCGGGUCCACAGAGGUUGGUCAGCUGAUCCAGCAGGCAGCGAGCAGGAAUCUAAAGAAGGUGACCCUGGAGCUGGGGGGGAAGAGCCCCAACAUCAUCCUGUCAGACGCAAACUUGGAAGAUGCUGUGGAGCAGGCCCACUCCGCUGUGUUUUUCAACCAGGGCCAGGUGUGUAGCGCUGGUUCUCGUACCUACGUGCAGGAGGACGUCUACAAUGAGUUUGUGGAGCGCAGUGUGGAGAGAGCCAAGAAGAGGGUCGUGGGGGACCCGUUCAGCCUGCAGACAGAGCAGGGGCCACAGGUGGAUGAGUCCCAGUUCAAGAAGGUCCUGGGCUACAUCAGCGCUGGGAAGCGCGACGGGGCCAAGCUGAUGUGUGGCGGUGGAGUGGCGGCAGAUCGAGGAUACUUCAUCCAGCCCACCAUCUUCGGAGAGGUCAAAGACAACAUGACCAUCGCCAGGGAGGAGAUCUUCGGACCGGUGAUGCAGAUCCUGAAGUUUAAGACACUGGAGGAGGUGAUUGAACGAGGCAAUGACACGCAGUACGGGCUGGCUGCUGCCGUGUUCACGAGAGACAUUGACAAGGCACACUACAUCUCUGCAGCACUGCGCGCCGGCACUGUCUGGGUAAACUGUUACAAUGUGUGUGGUGUCCAGGCUCCAUUUGGUGGCUAUAAGGCAUCUGGGAAUGGGCGAGAGUUCGGAGAGUAUGGCCUGGAGGGCUACACUGAAGUGAAAACAGUGACAAUUAAAGUCCCCCAGAAGAACUCCUAAACCAACUGGAUCUUAAAA